AAAGAAGCAUUGGAGUGGUGGGAAAAACAGAAAUUGUAAUGUAUUUAAUGGUUAUAAUGGGAAAAGCCUAUUGGCUUCAAAUGAAAUUAAAAUUUAUUUUAAACUCUGUGGGUCUCUACUGCUUGUAGUUUAUAGUACCUACUGGAAUAAGACCUAAACAAUAAUACAUACCUGUAAAGAAAUUAUGUAAUGGUUUUAACGGUAGGCCUAGUAAAUGAACGGUGGUUCAUAUUUGCAAUGUAAAUCAUAAGAAUUGUUUUAUUCACUAGCGAUAUAAAGUCUGUGACAUUCACGGUACAUUCGACCCUGGGCUCUGAGAAAGAGAAAGAGAUGAUGGGAGUGGCCGUGCACCUGUCAGACCUGUUCCCGACACAUGACUCCAGAGGGAUCGUCCUGUGGGUGCUGCUUUGUUCAGCUGUGCCUCUGAAAGUAAGAGAGGAUGGCGGACACACCGAACCCGGCCGCGACCUCCUUCCCGGCGCCUACUGUCUCUCUGCCGCUCGGGGUGGGAAUACUGAGGACUUACUCUGGGGCUCUCAUCUGUUUGGAGAUUGUGUUUGGCGCCUUGGUAUGGAUUUUAAUAGCGUCGACGAACGUGUCCGUACCGUUGUUGCAGGGAUGGCCGAUGUUUGUCUCCUUAACAAUGUUCAUUUGUUCAUCCACAUACCUCGCCCUCUUUUUACUGGGCCUGGCUGACAGAAUUAACACUGACUGGAAUUUUGUGGAUAUGUUCUAUCAUUUCGUCGCUUUGCUUUGUUAUUUUGGUGCCUUUUUGCUGGAGGCUACAGUUUCAUCUGCAGGCGCAUAUAUAAAUGGCACUGCCUGUAUGCGCAGACCCCGUGGCAAUAUCAUCACAUUUCUGGAUUAUCGAGAGUACAAUAUUAAUGUCGCUGCAGCGAUAUUUGCAUUUAUAGUGACUAUUUUUUAUGGCUGCAGCAUGUUCAUGGGCUUCAAGAGGUGGAGGAAGUGAAACACAAACUGGUGCAUAUGUGAGCCAUCACUUAACAUGGAUGUUAUUAAACGUUAUUAAACAUCAGCUGUACUGUUAUGGGCAUUGCUUAAGGUGAUGUCACUUCACUGGUUUACCACAAUGUCCCCAGGGUGUUUAUUCACAUUGUCAUUUAAAAAUAACAUGUUUUUCGGUUUAAUUUGGUAAUUUGGACAAGAAUGACAUAAUAUUUAAACAAAUAUUUCUAUUUAGCAUUUGUUUAAAUAUCUGCAUAAUCUUAAAACCUUAGACAAAAGACCCAGGCAACUUUUUUUUGAAAACUGUAAAUGCAACAUAAGUUAGAUGCAUAACUGUGUAUGUAUCGUGCGUAAUAUAUAUUUUAUAUUAUUUAAUAUCCAACUGACUUGCUGUCUUAUGUUUAUACAUCGUGAAAUCAUAAUGUAGAGCUUUAAUAAACCACAAACAUUUUUCCUACUGUGUGUGAUGAAAUCUACAUUCAAAUGUUACAGAAUAUUCUUAGUUUACACAUAAUCUUGAGACAGCUGAGCUAUCAUUUAAUUACAUUAUGUGUAUUGACCACUAGAGGGACUAUUUUGCAUGGAUUUCAACCACUGGAAUGCAUGAAGUAGAUUUCUUUUUAAUUUUACAUUAACAUUGUUGACUGUUUUUUUUUGUUUAUUAAGCAGGUGUCUUAGGUUAACUCUGUGGGUGAGUGCAAAUUGCCAAAUUACAGUAAUGUUAUAAUUAAAUCUCUUAAAUUUAUCAGUGAUUAAAUGAACGAUCAAUGGUUAAAUUAA
Triplophysa dalaica is the source of this 1746-nucleotide messenger RNA. It is a transcript of the gene mal2, whose product is annotated as mal, T cell differentiation protein 2. NCBI's taxonomy places the organism in Eukaryota, Metazoa, Chordata, Actinopteri, Cypriniformes, Nemacheilidae. Gene Ontology annotation, biological process: myelination. Bases 440 to 970 code for a protein of 176 amino acids. Gene Ontology annotation, molecular function: structural constituent of myelin sheath. The record is from RefSeq and is a predicted model, not a curated record. The transcript has 4 exons. Gene Ontology annotation, cellular component: membrane.